Funneliformis mosseae is the source of this 810-nucleotide messenger RNA. NCBI's taxonomy places the organism in Eukaryota, Fungi, Glomeromycota, Glomeromycetes, Glomerales, Glomeraceae. The record is from the annotation of a GenBank genome assembly.
AUGGUGACCAGACUAGAACAACCAAGAGGUGGUUUCAAUUUUGAUAAUUUUCAAAGAAAUGUCUCGCUUGAGCAAAAAGGCAUUCGCAUUCCCAAACCAAUUAAAACUGGUACAACCAUUGCCGCUAUCAUUUAUAAGGAUGGUGUUUGCCUUGGUGCCGAUACACGCGCAACUUCAGGUCCUAUUGUAGCAGACAAAAAUUGCGCUAAAAUUCAUUACCUCGCUCCAAAUAUAUAUUGUUGCGGUGCCGGUACUGCUGCGGAUACCGAAUUUACGACUGCCCUAAUUAGUUCUCAAUUAGAAUUACAUCGAUUAACUACCGGAAGACAAACUCGUCUUUCUACCGCUAGGAGUAUGUUAUGUCAAAUGCUAUUUAAGUAUCAAGGGCAUGUUUCCGCCGCUUUAAUCAUUGGCGGUUAUGAUGUAAACGGUCCCAACUUAUACUCCGUAAUGCCUCAUGGAAGUGUGGAUAAUGUACCUUUUAUGACUAUGGGAAGUGGUAGUUUGGCUGCUAUGGCCGUUUUCGAAAGAAGUUGGAGAAAAGAUCUUGAGCGUCAGGAAGCUAUAGAUCUCGUCAAAGAUGCUAUCGAUGCUGGUAUUUUCAAUGAUCUUGGUUCUGGAUCAAAUGUUGACAUUAAUGUAAUUGAAAAGGACAAAGUGGACAUAUACAGAAAUUAUUAUAAACCUAAUGAACGCGCUCCAAAAGAGAAAGUUUAUAAAUUCAAACGCGGAACCACACCUAUCCUUAAGGAAUCUAUUAAAGAUAUCCUCGUCAUUACAGAGGGUGUUGAAGCUAUGGAUAUUUCGUAA